AUGCGCGCGGGUGACGCUCCAUGGCAGGUGUCGGGGUCUGGCGGCUGCCGGGGAUGGGCCCGCCGGCGCUUGUGCUGCUCGCGCUGUGCGUCGCGGGCGCUCGGGGGCUCUACUUCCACAUCGGCGAGACCGAGAAGCGCUGCUUCAUCGAGGAGAUCCCUGACGAGACCAUGGUCAUCGGCAACUAUCGGACCCAGAUGUGGGACAAGCAGAAGGAGGUCUUCCUGCCCUCGACCCCCGGGCUCGGCAUGCACGUGGAGGUGAAGGACCCCGACGGGAAGGUGGUGCUGUCCCGGCAGUACGGUUCCGAGGGCCGCUUCACGUUCACCUCGCACACGCCCGGCGACCACCAGAUCUGCCUGCACUCCAACUCCACCAGGAUGGCCUUCUUCGCCGGCGGCAAGCUGCGCGUGCACCUGGACAUCCAGGUCGGGGAGCACGCCAACAACUACCCCGAGAUCGCGGCCAAGGACAAGCUGACGGAGCUGCAGCUGAGGGCGCGCCAGCUGCUGGACCAGGUGGAGCAGAUCCAGAAAGAGCAGGACUACCAGAGGUAUCGGGAAGAGCGCUUCCGCCUGACCAGCGAGAGCACCAACCAGAGGGUCCUGUGGUGGUCCAUCGCCCAGACCGUCAUCCUCAUCCUCACUGGCAUCUGGCAGAUGCGCCACCUCAAGAGCUUCUUUGAGGCCAAGAAGCUGGUGUAGUGCCCGCCCUCCGUGUUGCCCUUCCUCCAAUUCCUCAUCCACCUAGACUUGGAAGGGAAAAGAAAGGAAAAAGAAUGUAAGUCACAUUGGUUCCGCGGCCACAAACCCUUCGGAUCAGCCACUGUUACCCCGGGUUCUCAAGGACUCAGGACCCCGGUCCAAGCUUUCAAAAAUCUCCCAGGCCCGUGAGGAGUCAGAACUAACCCAGGACUAAGUCUUGCUUCUUGUGCCUCCAGUGACCCCCACCCCCGUCCUACCACGAGAUGAGCAAAUGAAAAAGUCUCUCCUUCCAUUCUGCUAUCUCUCCGUCCGCUAACCCAGGGGUGCCUGGCACGCCCCCUGGGGUGGGCCUCGCCCCUCUGCAUCCUGGUCCGUCCUGGGUUCCCUUAGGGCCUUGUGAAUGUAAAUAAGGGGCAGGUCUCGGCCCCAGAGGAUUUAGAUGUUUUUCUAUAUAUUAGAACUAUUUUUUGAUAAAUUAUCUAUUUUCCUUCCUAGUUGAGAGUCCCCGCCCACACCUAGCUGAGACACCUACGCAGUUGUGCGUUGUGUUUAUUCACACACUGCUGACUUCCACGCCAGCUCGCGGGGUUUCGCAGUCCCUCGGCCACAAGGCAGAUGCUCCCGCUGUCCCCAAGGCCACACCAGAGAGCCAGGGUCUAUUCCACACCUGUGACUCCCAUGCCACAGGGCGGCACGGGCGGGGGCAGCACUCUUACCUUCCCGCGUCCUCUAACUUUUAUUUAAGCUGUGGUCAUUGUUUUCUUCAAGAGAACCAGAUUUGGUUCCUCAUACAGAUUUUUCCAGUGAAAUAAAAUGUGUUACAGUA
Messenger RNA from Lepus europaeus (European hare), 1530 nucleotides. RefSeq names its product transmembrane p24 trafficking protein 4 (gene TMED4). Gene Ontology annotation, biological process: positive regulation of canonical NF-kappaB signal transduction; endoplasmic reticulum to Golgi vesicle-mediated transport; intracellular protein transport. Lineage: Eukaryota; Metazoa; Chordata; Mammalia; Lagomorpha; Leporidae. Gene Ontology annotation, cellular component: endoplasmic reticulum; endoplasmic reticulum-Golgi intermediate compartment; COPII-coated ER to Golgi transport vesicle. The transcript has 5 exons. The record is from RefSeq and is a predicted model, not a curated record. Bases 21 to 704 code for a protein of 227 amino acids.